AUGUUAAAAUUCUUUCUAUGUAGACCAUCGCCGGUCAGUUGCAGGGCAGUUUUCGUUGAGUGCUCUGCCACAUCGGUACACAUGGAUGCUGGCUAUAUUCUGAUUGACGAGCAGAGCUCGCUGGAGGAGCUGAUCAAGCUGAUCUCGAAACGCCGGGCGGACGUUCGGGAACCGCUCAAUUUGCUGAACCUGGAUGAUGUCGUGGCGAAACAUCGCAACUGGCAACGUAAGCUGCCGAACGUCGCGCCGUACUAUGCGGUCAAAUGUAACAGUCAUCCGACGGUGCUGAAACUGUUGGCGACACUCGGCUGUGGGUUCGAUUGUGCCUCGCGGGUCGAGCUGGAAACGAUCAUCGACUUGGGUGUGGCACCGGCACGUGUGAUCUAUGCAAAUCCCGCUAAACCGGUGGAGUCGUUGCAGUACGCAAAGAAGGUUGGCGUGCGUCGUAUGACGUUCGAUAGUUCGGACGAGCUGGAGAAGAUCGCUAAACACUUUCCUGAGGCUGAGCUUGUGUUGCGGAUUCGGCACGAUGCCCGUGAGGCCCAACUAUCGCUGGGGCGAAAGUUUGGGUGUGAUCCUGAACGGGACGCGGUGGUACUUCUUACACACGCCCGAAAGCUGAACCUCAAAGUGAUCGGUGUGAGUUUCCACGUAGGAUCAGGCAGUAUGGACGCAGAAUGUUUUUACGACGGCAUACGAAAAGUGUUGGAUAUUUUCGACAAAGGUGAGCUGCUGGGUAUGCAUAUGUUUUUGCUGGAUAUUGGCGGAGGAUUUCCCGGUGCAAACAGCCGUCGCUUCGACGAUCACGCUUUUUACAUCAAUAAAGCCAUCAGGGAGCAUGUCAUGCAGUUCAACCGACGAAUUGAAGUGAUAGCUGAACCGGGCAGAUAUUACGUCGAAUCAGCCGUUACAGCGUUCGUGAAUGUGGUUUCGAAAUCGUACGAAAGGGACACUUCCGGCCGAAUUGCUCGCGUGAGGUAUUACAUGGACGAUGGGCUGUACGACUCGUUUGAUUGGUGUGACGCGACGCAGUCGAAUGUACCGGUGGUUCAGGAAGAUAAACGUACCCGGGAGUGCUUGCGAUCGGUGAUCUAUGGGCAAACAGCGUGCGAGCGAGAUGUUAUUUCUGAGGAAAUUUUUCUACCGGAACAUAGCGUUGGGGAAUGCAUGGUUUUUCCCAACAAGGGCGCCUAUGGAAAAAUACUCGGCAUAGGGCAUAAUGGUUUUGUACCGGCGAGGGUGAAGGUGUGUCUAUCGAGAGCAACGCUUAAUUAUCUGUGCGCGUCAGCGGUUAAAGCCGAGCGUGGAUAA
Messenger RNA from Anopheles coustani, 1311 nucleotides. Its product is annotated as ornithine decarboxylase 1-like. Gene Ontology annotation, cellular component: cytoplasm. The record is from RefSeq and is a predicted model, not a curated record. The coding region runs from base 1 to 1311 and encodes 436 amino acids. The transcript is spliced from 2 exons. Lineage: Eukaryota; Metazoa; Arthropoda; Insecta; Diptera; Culicidae. Gene Ontology annotation, molecular function: ornithine decarboxylase activity.